AUGUUUCAUAAUAGAGGUUUAAAUUAUUUGUUGGUUAUAUUGAUUAGUUUGGGAUUGUGCUUAGCUGCACCAUCCCCAACAGAUCCAUAUGGAGAAACAGUUUGGCAUACAGGCGAAAAAGUAAAGAUUUUGUGGGAAGAAGCAGGGGAACCAAAGACUAGUAAAAUGUCAGGAAUCCUCAUUCAAUUGAUGACAGGACCCGAUCUUAAUCAAAUUCCGUUGGCCGUUGUAGCAACCUUGCCAACCACAGCCAAAGAAUUUGAAUGGACAGUGCCAUCAUUAAAACAAUAUGGAUAUCCAUCAGGAAAAAUUUAUUUCUUUAUGUUCUCUGAUCCAAAAACUCCUGCAAAUGGUCUCACUUGGACAACCAGAUUUACGAUCAUUGAAGGCACCGAAACGCCUGUACAAUAUGAUCCAAAAACCACUUUCACCUUCACAAAAUCACCAACUGCACCAACACCUGAACCGGCUGCUACUACAGCACCAGUUACUACAACACCGGCAGCUCCUGCAUAUCCAAGCCAAGAAACACCAGCCACAGUAGCCACAGUAACAGAAACACCACCAGUUUAA
Entrophospora candida is the source of this 573-nucleotide messenger RNA. NCBI's taxonomy places the organism in Eukaryota, Fungi, Glomeromycota, Glomeromycetes, Entrophosporales, Entrophosporaceae. The record is from the annotation of a GenBank genome assembly.